AUGUUUGGAGGAGAUGACGAUUUUGGCGACAAGCCAUCCAAUAAUUCAAAGUAGUAAUAUGGAAGAAACUAGCAGUAUGGAAGAGGUAACUAGAACUCAACUAUUAACAACUCUUCAAAUGUCUAGGCCAGCAAUAAAUAGCCAGGAAUACUCAAAUUUAAUGAUGAUAGCGAUAGCGAUGAUGACAAUAAUAAUUUAAUAUUAGGUAACAAGCCAAACUUAAAUAAUAACAGUAGCUCUAAUUAGACUGGGUUUAGCACAAAGACAACUUUUUCGAAUGCUGGUUAUAGCAACGCUGAAGACCGCCCUUAGACCUCAAGCAAGCAGUCUGUUAUUGAUAGAUAGCGUGAUAUUCUCUUAAAUAAGCAAUAAGCAGCUUUCACUGGAACUUCUUCAAUGACUUUUAACAAAAAGCCAGGUGCCGGCUUUACUUACGGAUAAAAUACAGACGGAAUUGAUUUUGACAAGCUCUAAACAAUUGUUAAUAAUAGUUCAGUAAAUAAUAACUAAUAUGUGCCAGGUGAAUUUAAUGCUAAGGGUUCUGGCUUAGCUCCUGUUUCCAAGAUGAAUAAUAUUGUAAAAUUCAAUGAGAAAGAUAAUGAAAUCAAGAAUAACAACAUUAUCAAUAUUGAUGAUUCUGAUGAGGAUGAAAGAGAGAAUAUUAUUGAUAAGCUAAAUAAAAAGGGAGAAAGUUAACCUCUUUAACAAAACACAGAACAAUCAAGUAAUGUUUAAAACAGUAGUACAAAACCUGCAGAAUCUUAAAAGGAAGAAGGUGCAGGAAAUAACGCAGCUCGUGCUCAAGCAGAUUAGCUUCUUAAAAAUUUAUAUGGAGAUUCCAGUGAAGAUUCAGAAAAGGAGGAUGAAGAAGCUGCCCAUAAGAAAAAGCUUGAAGAAUAAAAGAACAAUAAAAGCGAAGUUAUUGGCGAUGAAGAUGAUGAAGCAAAUUAAGCCUAAUAAGCAGUAGGUAUUGUGAAUCAUCCAGUUACUUAAUAGCAAAACGAGCAAAUUUAGUAAAAUAUUGCAUAAAAUAAAAGUCCCACCUCAGUUUACAUAGCAGAAAAUAUAGAAAUAUUUGAUAUGAAGCAAUUCUUAACAAGGCCAAUUCCUAAAGGUAUGAUUAUUUAAACUUAGAUUCGAAGAGAUAAGAGUGGUUUUGCCCGUUUCUAUCCUAAAUAUCACGUCCAUCUAUCAAGCGGAAUGCGUUAUCUCCUAACAGGAAAGAAGCGUUCCAACAACAAGACAUCCAAUUAUCUUAUGUCGAUGAGUAAAACAGAGCUCUCUAGAAAGUCACCUCAUUUCUUAGGUAAAGUUCGUUCAAACUUCCUUGGAACUGAAUUUCACAUUUAUGAUACUGGUGAGAACCCAAAGAAAUGCAAAAAUUUAGAAAACGCACGUAAAGAACUAGCAGGUGUUAUUUACGAAUCUAAUUUAUUAGGUGCUAGAGGUCCUCGUAAAAUGAAAGUCUUAAUCCCAGAUUUGUAACCUAAUGGCGAUCCAAUAACUAUACGUCCUACAUCAAACAAGGAAGGUAUAUUCCCAAUGUUUAAAACAGGUAGACGUGAUGGACUUUUAUUAUUCCAGAAUAAGCCCCCAAAAUGGAACGAUAGUGUCCAAGCUUUCGUCUUAAACUUUAAUGGUAGAGUAGAUAGACCAUCAGUAAAAAACUUCUAAUUAAUUGACGAUUAAAAUGAUGAAAUGAUUUUAUUAUAAUUUGGUCGUGUUGGUGACGAUGCUUUUAAUAUGGACGUAAUGCAUCCAUUGUCUUUGGUUCAGGCAUUCGGUAUCUGUCUCUCCUCAUUUGAUUAUAAAAUAGCAUGUGAAUGA
Messenger RNA from Tetrahymena thermophila SB210, 1827 nucleotides. Its product is annotated as Tub family protein. Lineage: Eukaryota; Ciliophora; Oligohymenophorea; Hymenostomatida; Tetrahymenidae. The record is from RefSeq and is a predicted model, not a curated record. The transcript has a single exon.